UACGAGUCUGCACGUGAAUUUUCCCUGGGCUCUCGGCUGUCUUGACUGCUCAUAACAAAUCUCACAACACACAAUCUCAAAUCUCAAUCGGCAUCGGCAUCGAAUCCGGUCAACCAACCAACCCAGUAGAAACACACAUUCGAAAUCUUAAUCUGUAUCUGCAUCUGAAUCACAGAGUUCUGCGUUCUGACCACUGAGUUCUAUCGUUGAGUUAAAGCGAAAAAUCGCCAAACACAAAAAGUGCCAAGUGUUAGAAGUGCUAAAUGAAAUUCGAAAUAAAAAAAAAAUCUCUAAAUAAAUAACCAAAUAAAACGCAGUUAGCCCAACGCUAGUCAAGCUAAGCAAACGUGUGAAACCCAAGCAAAUUGCCGUCGGAUUUUUUACUUAACCCAAAGCUGAAAUAAACUUGUUGAGCGCGCUCGAGGGCCACGCCCCCCCCAAAAAAACAAACCGUCGAUCACCAAAAAAAAAAACGAAAAACAAAAUAAACGAUAUAGAAUAUUUUUGCGCCUGCCACGUUGCCCGUAAAAGACGUCAAGACGGUUGCCUCACGGUUCGAGUGGAAUGAGCAUAGGGACCCUGGUCUUCCUUUCGAUCGAUCGGUGUACAAAGUCGUUAAACUGAGCCCCAACUUGGAGCCCUACCCCGCCAGCGUGGAGGGCCUGAACAGCCCCAGAGCGGUGGGGAUGGCCGCGACCUCGUACAUGACGCCGCCGAGCGGUGAUCUGGACAUGGCCCUCGGAGGCGGUGGCUAUCACACCUCGUCGCCGCGUUCGGCCGCGGAUGCCGGUGAGAUGAAGUACAUGCAGCACCAUCAUCAUCAUCAUGCCGCUGCCGCGGCAGCUGCCCACCAUCAGUUGCCCUCAUCGCCAUCGCCCAAUGGCCAGGGCAAUGGUGGCGGCCUGGGACUGGGUCCCGGUUCCGGUUUGGGCUCUUGGAGUGCCCUGCAUCCGGAUCCGUGGAUGCAAACGCAUCAUACGCAUCAUCUGCCCGCCGCUGCUGCCGUUGCCUCGGCCGCCGAUACCGUUAAGCAGGAGAUGUCGCAUCUCUCGCAACAGACGCGCAUCCAACAGGGCAUGGCCUCGCCACAUGCCGCCUGGCACGCCCCCCAUGCGGGACACUAUGCGCCCACGGGCGGAUCACCGUUGCAGUACCAUCAUGCCAUGAACGGAAUGCUCCAUCAUCCGGCCCAUGCGGCCGCAGCGGCCCAUCAUCAGAGUGUGGCGCCACUGCAUCAUGCGCUGCGCGGUGAAUCGCCACAGCUGCACAUACAUCAUCACAUGGGCGGCGGCGAUCGGGAUGCCAUAAGCGGCGGCGAGGAGGACACCCCCACGUCCGAUGAUCUGGAGGCCUUUGCCAAGCAGUUCAAGCAGCGACGCAUCAAGCUGGGCUUCACCCAGGCCGAUGUGGGCCUGGCACUGGGCACACUCUAUGGCAAUGUGUUCUCGCAGACGACCAUCUGCCGAUUUGAGGCACUGCAGCUGAGCUUCAAGAACAUGUGCAAGCUGAAGCCGCUGCUGCAAAAGUGGCUGGAGGAGGCGGACUCCACAACGGGCUCACCCACGUCCAUUGACAAGAUCGCCGCUCAGGGGCGUAAGCGCAAGAAACGCACCAGCAUCGAGGUGAGCGUGAAGGGGGCACUGGAGCAGCAUUUCCACAAGCAGCCGAAGCCAUCCGCCCAGGAGAUCACCUCGCUGGCCGACUCCUUGCAGCUGGAGAAGGAGGUGGUGCGCGUCUGGUUCUGCAAUCGGCGGCAAAAGGAGAAGCGCAUGACGCCGCCAAAUACGCUCGGCGGCGACAUGAUGGACGGCAUGCCGCCCGGUCAUAUGCAUCACGGUGGCUAUCAUCCGCAUCACGAUAUGCACGGCAGUCCGAUGGGCACACACUCCCACUCGCAUAGUCCGCCGAUGCUGAGUCCACAGAAUAUGCAAUCGUCGGCGGUAGCGGCGCAUCAGUUGGCGGCCCACUAG
Drosophila santomea is the source of this 1970-nucleotide messenger RNA. RefSeq names its product POU domain protein CF1A (gene vvl). Gene Ontology annotation, molecular function: DNA-binding transcription factor activity, RNA polymerase II-specific; RNA polymerase II cis-regulatory region sequence-specific DNA binding. Gene Ontology annotation, biological process: brain development; regulation of transcription by RNA polymerase II. Gene Ontology annotation, cellular component: nucleus. NCBI's taxonomy places the organism in Eukaryota, Metazoa, Arthropoda, Insecta, Diptera, Drosophilidae. The transcript has a single exon. The record is from RefSeq and is a predicted model, not a curated record. The coding region runs from base 687 to 1970 and encodes 427 amino acids.